This is a messenger RNA of Phasianus colchicus (ring-necked pheasant), 4352 nucleotides long. RefSeq names its product DIX domain containing 1 (gene DIXDC1). NCBI's taxonomy places the organism in Eukaryota, Metazoa, Chordata, Aves, Galliformes, Phasianidae. Gene Ontology annotation, cellular component: cytosol. The record is from RefSeq and is a predicted model, not a curated record. Gene Ontology annotation, molecular function: protein binding. Gene Ontology annotation, biological process: canonical Wnt signaling pathway.
UUUAUGCAAGACCCCAGCAUAGAUCCAAGCUGCCAGAUAGGAAAACUUUUUACUGUAGCCUCCAGUACUGCCAGCUACAGAACUUGUGUGUGAGCAAGGAGAAAGCAGAUUGGGACUCAUCCGAUGCCGUUCACCAGAGGCACAGCAAUUACAAACACACAGGUUGGCUGCUGAAUUGCGAGAGGAACUGCCAAGUGGGGAAGGAUCUAUUUAUACCAAGUCUUAUGAAAUCAGGAAUGUAUAUAUAUUGCUCUGUUACAGGGCACCAGUCACUGCCUGGUAGCUCAGAAAUAAGGGUCAGCAGCAGUGAAACUCUGUAUCUUGUUUUGAUGUGUUGAUGCUCACAAUGACAGUGCUUUCUUCUAGCUCUAGUCAGCGAUGUGCCCAAAGAAAAUAGGAGCAAUGUGACCUCUGGCUCCUGGCAAUGUCUUCUGCUGGCAGCAGGUUCUGUGGUGAAAGUUAGAUUCUCGUUUCUUUUCUCUUACAGAGGAAUUUCUGAGCUUAGCUUUGUGAACUAGCUGAGAAACAAGCCAUUGUGUUAGUGAGAUGAGGUCUGUACCAGCAGCCACCCCCUCCUAAAUAAUUGUGCUGCUGCUGAGCCUGUCCCAGGGCAGCACUUCCUCUCCAUAUCAGCUAAUUUCUGCAUUAACUCUUCAGGGAGUUUGCAGCCGGAAUGUCAGAAUUCCCAGAGACAAGAUAUCUAAUAACCGUAUGUAAUAGCAAUGAUUCAUGGAAAUUUUACCAAAACCAAGCUGAUUCCCAGGCCACCGAGCCCCUCGCGCAUCCCUCCUCCUCUUCCCUCCCUUUCCACCAGCCCUCCCUCCCCCUCCCUGAAGCAGGCAUCUCGGAGAAAGGCUCUUCCUCGCACAGCCGUGUGACAGCAGGAGGGAGAGAGAGCUGGAGCCAGCGAGGAAAAGGAGCCGUGCGCACGGCUGGGAAGGGCUGCAUGCCGUCUUCUGAGCCAGCAUCCGAGUCUGGAGGGAACCCACUGCUUGCAGGGGCACCUUCUCUUGGCUGUUCGCUGGCAUCUGCAGCAGGUGCCUGGAGUCUGAAGAGGGCAGAAUGGGAUGAGAAACGCCACUGGCGAUCCAGAUCAGUCUUGUGAUGCAAACAACUGGGUGUGCAGCUGACCAAAAUGCAGCAGCAAGAGACAAAUAACCCGGGAGGAAAAUCAGCAAAAGCAAAACCCAGGCAGCAGAAUUUCCUGACUCUGCAAUCAAAUCCCUGCACAGGGGCUGCUGAUCUGCCAUCAGACGGUUUCUUGCAAAGACCCUGAGGUUUUUUGUUUUUUUUGGCUCUGAAUAUUUCAGCUAACGUGAAGCAGUCUGGCUUGCAAAUAUUUCUCCAGUAGUUUGACAGGAGCUGGCAUCUUCUGCACUGAAUUCUGAGCAUGUGAAGGAACGAGGCAUGUCUGUAGCCCGAAUCCUGAGGCUUCCCAGGAAACGGAUUCUGUGAGGCGAAAGGUUAAAGUGGGAUCAUGGGAGGGAAGCAGGUCAAAUGUCUUACAUCACCCAGUCCUGUCCAUAGCACGAAGAGCGAAUCCACUGUAACCCAGUCAGAGGUGAAAGCAGGAUUUGUGAUUAUCCACAGUGAGGAAGCAGAAACUAAAACAGAAGAGAUAGAAUCUCACUUCCAGCCUGAAUGGCAAGCAGGGAACCCAGGGUCAUGUUUGGAAAAUUCAUGGGAGGACCAGCUAUUGGAACAACAGGAUCAUUUGGAAAAGGAAAUGGAGGAAGCAAAGAAGAUGAUUUCAGGUUUGCAGGCUUUACUGCUCAGUGGAUCUUUACCUGAGGAUGAGCAGGAAGGGUCCUUUGAACUUUGUGAACAUGGAGCCUGCCCAGAAGAGCAGCUGAUCAUAAUUCGAAGUCGUCUGGACCAGAGUGUGGAAGAAAAUCAAGACCUAAAGAAGGAACUGUCGAAAUACAAACAAGAAGCUCGAAACCUACAGGGGAUAAAGGAUGCUCUACAGCAGAGGCUGGCUCAACAGGAUGCUUCAGUUCUUCAGCUAAAGCAGGAACUGCUGAGAGCAAACAUGGACAGGGAAGAGUUGCACAAUCAGAAUGUUGAUCUUCAGAGGAAGGUUGAAGAGAGAAACAGGCUACUGGCAGAAUACAAAAAGGAACUGGGCCAGAAGGAUCGACAUUUACAGCAGCAUCAAACCAAACUGGAUGAAAUGCUUAGGCAACUUUCUGAGGCCAGUUACCAGCAGGUGGAUUUGGAGCGGGAGCUGGAGCACAAAGAGGCCCUGCUAGCUCACUGCAUGAAGAGAGAAGCUGAAGAGGUGAUGGCAUAUAGCAGUCACAAUGCUCAGAGCAAUGGCUUCCUCCAGACAGCAGGAAAAGGAGCUGCUCCCACAGCCCACCGAGGGACAAAUGACUUGCAGCUUGUUCGUGAUGCACUUCGUAGCCUGAGGAACAGUUUUAGUGGCCAUGAUCCACAGCACCACACUAUUGACAGCCUGGAGCAGGGCAUAUCUAGUCUGAUAGAACGGUUACACCGCAUGGAAACACAGAAGAGGCAAGAGAGAAGGAUCCGGGGGAAGUCACCAGCAAGCAGAGCAACAAAUGAGUGUAGAGACUCCUGGCCUCCAAAUUCCAAACUGCCUCAUUCUCACAGCACACCUGUGAUGAGUACCAGUGCCUGCACCAAAGUGCUGUACUUCACUGACCGUUCCCUCACACCCUUCAUGGUCAACAUACCAAAGAGGUUAGGGGAAGUGACUCUAAAGGAUUUUAAGGUAGCUAUUGAUCGUGAAGGAACCCACCGGUACCACUUCAAAGCCCUGGAUCCAGAGUUUGGCACAGUCAAAGAGGAGGUAUUCCAGGAUGAUGACAUCAUUCCUGGUUGGGAGGGGAAAAUUGUGGCCUGGGUGGAAGAAGACCAUGGGGAGAAUUAAUCAACCUUUUAGGUCUUGUCACUAUGGAAACCUGUGACUGGCUGCUGAGCUCAGAGAAUGACCAAAAAGCAUGUGUGCUGGAAGGAGUCCAACUCAAGCUGCCAAGAGAAAGGGUUUCUCUGCAAACAACGGGUAAUGCAUGUUGUGUGCAUGGAUGCCUGGCAUGGACACCUGACUUUCUGUGGCCAAAUACAGACAGCGUCGUGGGACUGAAACAGUUAUCUGUGGGAAAGAAACACCUUGCUUUUUCCUGUCAACUAAACCCUAGAAGCCUUAAUGAUGCAUUUUUCCUUUCCCCUGCUUCUCAAUUCCUGCUGUAUGUGCUGCAGUCUGUGAGCUGGGCAUCUCAACUCUGGUUUGUUGUAUACAGUAUUGCAUAAAUCUACUCUGAAGGCAAAAAUGUGAAGCUUUGCCUUUGUGAGUCUGAAGAAAGGCUAGAUUGUGCAACCAGAAGGUUUGGCCAGCCUUGGUCUUGAACUUGCUUGUGUUGCAGGAGCAGAGUGAAUUUUGUGGACAGUCAGACUGAGCGGACCUGGGAAAGGAAGACAGUCUUCUGGAGGUUUCAUGCAUGAUCUGAAGCAAAGAUCAUCAGCUUGGCAAAGCUCCCUUUCUCCCAAAUUCAGGCUUCCGGUUCCUAGCCCUGCUUCACCCACUUGUCCUCCAAAGAUGUACUUCUGAGGUCUUCUGGGUUUGUUUUGUUGCCAUGGGGACUGUGGGGUCUUGGUACUUGCUUUUCUGCUGAAAGUUUUCGUUUUGGGAGGCAGGAACUGGAAUCAGCUGCUUCCCCAAGGUACUUUUAGCCCCUCCCCCCUCCUUGUUGAAACCCCUGUCUCUGCACUCCUGCUGCCUCCUCUCAGCACACCAACUGAUUGUCACUACCUGUGCACGGGCAUCACUAUGCUACUGUCUGCUGAUUGCCAGAGCCACCAAACAUAAAUACACUUAUAGGACAAGUCCUAUCAGUAGCACCAUUUCUUUGCUAUGCCUAUCGCUGGGGUUUCUGGAGGAGCAGGAAUUGAAUGGCUGAUUGAGAGGGUAUGAGCCCUGAGAUCCCUGAGGCUUUUGUGGAGUUUGUUUUGUCUUUCGUUUGUUCUUUUUUUCCCCUGCUUUGCCUCUCUCUGUCCUGCUGCUGCCUGUCAGCUGUAUUUGCACAGCACUGGCUCUGGUCUGCAGCAGACACUGUUGACUUAAAAGUUCAAAUGGAAGGUCAAGGCUCUGCUCAUUCUCAGUCUGUGUGGCCCUUUCACGGACUGCCCGCAUGUCUGUACCGUGCAUGAAGCUGGAAGAGGGUGAACCUGGUUUUACUGUUUUAUAUUAACGUGUCCUUUUGUAAAUAUGUUACUGUUCGGAAUUAUUUUGUACCAGUUUACAUUGUCUGAGGACUGUGGAUAUUUUUAUACCAGUGCAAGUGCUUUCUGUAUAUUUCUGCACGCAUUAUACGGUGUUUUACUCUCUA